AUGGGGCCUCCCCAACUGUCAGAUGUUGUCAGAUGGCAGGUUAUGGGCAUGCGGAAUGCGGGUAUGUCCCUGAGAGCCAUCGCAAGAAAUGUUGGCCAUCAUGCAUCCACCAUCAGCCGAUUGGUCCGGAAACAUCAACAAACCAAUGACUUUAAGGACCGUAAUCGUUCCGGACGACCACGUGUGACAAGUCAUAGGGAAGAUAUCGCCCUUCUGAGACUCACCAGGAUUCAUCCGUUCAUGAGAAGUGGCGUGUUGAAACGAGAAUGGCUGCCAAAUCGUCGUCUUUCAGACAGAAUGGUGCGGAAUCGACUCAAGACAGCUGGGUAUAGAGCCAGACGACCCGUCCGACGUCCGUUGUUAACCCGUGCUCACAUUGCCGCACGGCUGGCCUGGUGUCAACAGCGACGUCCAUGGAAUUUAGCAUCAUGGCGGAGAAUACACUGGUCGAACGAGAGUCGAUUUCUGUUGUUCAUGACUGAAGGUAGAGCCCGUGUCUAG
Gigantopelta aegis is the source of this 501-nucleotide messenger RNA. RefSeq lists its product as uncharacterized. Lineage: Eukaryota; Metazoa; Mollusca; Gastropoda; Neomphalida; Peltospiridae. The record is from RefSeq and is a predicted model, not a curated record. The transcript has a single exon. Gene Ontology annotation, biological process: DNA integration; DNA transposition. The coding region runs from base 1 to 501 and encodes 166 amino acids. Gene Ontology annotation, molecular function: DNA binding.